AUGCGACACGGGCCCCACGAGUCCACAAUCCUGCAGUUCUGCGGCGCACGGCUGGUGUGUCCCAUCCCCGACGCGGCCGAAGCUGAGGACGUGGCGGCCCUUGCCUCUCGAUACUCGGAGCAGCUGGUCAGCAAGCACGCCGCCAGCUGCCCCUGGCGCUCGGCUGCAUGCCCGGUCUCCCUCCUGCGCUUCCCGCCCCUGCCCCAGGCGACGCUCGCCGAGGACCUAGCCCAGCGUACGGCGUCCCUGCGGCGCCUGGUGUGCCUGCCCCCGAUCGCGGCUGGGCAGCUGGAGGCCAUCGCCGGCGUGCCGCGGGCCGGCGACCUCCUCGCGCGCCUGUGCGGCGCGCAGGGGGAGCCGCGGCCCCAUCCCCCCGCCCUGACGGCCCUGCUCGCGGGGGCCGGCACCGCGGCCCGGGGCUCCCCUGCCUUCGAGGCCCGCGCCCGCCUGCUCGCGCUGCUGGGCUGGUCGCUGCGCGACCUGGACGGCGCGGCGCGGGGCGGCGGGGGCGGGGCCGCCCGCGCAGGCCCGCCGGCCACGCCGGGGAGCGCGGUGCUGACCUGCGCGCUGUGCGGCGCCAGCGUGGGCAUGUGGUCCUCGUUCCCCUCCACGCCCCCCGCCUUCGCGGCGCGCUCGCCACCAGGCUCCGCCGCGGCGGGCAUGGGCCGGGCCCGGACUGGGGCCUCGCCGGCCUCGACACCGGGGACCACGAUCGCGGGGGGGGCUGCCGGGUCGACACCUGGACUCCCAGAGGCCCCCGCCCCCGACGGCCCGUUCGGCAGGCCCGGGCCCCCCUCCACUCCCGCGUUCGGGCUGGCGACGCUGGCCACCUGCGCCGAGGAAAGCGCGGAGAGGGCGGCACGGUGCCAGGGGGUGCUGGGCGCAAAGCGCGCCGCUGCCGAGGCGACGCAGGGCGCCGCCGACGCGCAGGCCGCUGCCGGGCCGGUGCAGUACCUUUCCUCCGCGGCCCUGCAGCGGUACGCCGCGCUGGAAAGCGCGGCAAUGGAGCCGCUGGACAUGCACCGCUCCUUCUGUCCUUGGUUGCCGGGGCCGGGUGGCGAGCACCCCGGCUGGCGCUGGGUCUGGGGCCAGCUGUGCGAGGACGGGCAAGAAACGGGUGCCUCCCUGGAUGGUGGGCCCAAGCGCGGGGAGGACCUUGCAGAGGAAAGCAAGACCAAGGCGUGGGACCCCAGUGCCCUGCUGCGCACAGUGCUCGACAAGGUGUCUGUCAGGCUCUGA
Molecule: messenger RNA, 1239 nt
Organism: Auxenochlorella protothecoides
Lineage: Eukaryota; Viridiplantae; Chlorophyta; Trebouxiophyceae; Chlorellales; Chlorellaceae
Exons: 3
Coding region: 1-1239 (412 amino acids)
Cellular component (GO): nucleus
Molecular function (GO): zinc ion binding
Source: RefSeq, a predicted model, not a curated record